This is a messenger RNA of Vidua macroura (Pin-tailed whydah), 8494 nucleotides long. RefSeq names its product kalirin-like. Bases 235 to 3942 code for a protein of 1235 amino acids. Gene Ontology annotation, molecular function: guanyl-nucleotide exchange factor activity; protein kinase activity; protein binding. Gene Ontology annotation, cellular component: cytoplasm; postsynaptic density. The record is from RefSeq and is a predicted model, not a curated record. The transcript has 25 exons. NCBI's taxonomy places the organism in Eukaryota, Metazoa, Chordata, Aves, Passeriformes, Viduidae. Gene Ontology annotation, biological process: axon guidance; protein phosphorylation; intracellular signal transduction.
CCGCCCCCGGAGGUGCGCGCCCGGCCCGGGGACAGCGGCUGCCGGCGCCGCGGCCGCCAGCGGCUCUGCCGCGCUGCUCGCCUGCUUGCAACGAGCCUUUUUUGGUUUGUUUUUUUGGUUUUUUGUUUUUUUUUUCUUUUUGCUUUUGGGCCUUUAUUAUUAUUAUUAUUAUUUCAUUCGUUGUUUCUCGCAAGCGGGCCGGUGGCUCCUUGCCAUGAGCAGCCCGACGGCAGCAUGAAAGCGGGCAGGCGCGGCUAUCCCGCCCGCUCCCGUGUAGGAUGGCUCCUGGCGAAGUGGUGCUGCUGCUGCUCCUGCACAGACGCGUAUUCCGUCUCUGCCAACGACAACGGAGGCAAGUCUGACUCAGUGGCCAACUUACAACCUCAGCCAUCCCUCAACUCCAUCCAGAGCUCUCCGGGCCCCAAGCGCUCCACCAACACCCUGAAGAAAUGGUUGACGAGUCCCGUGCGCCGCCUGAACAGCGGGAAGACCGAGAGCCACAUCAAGAAACAAAAGAAGGUGCGAGAUGGCAGGAAGAGCUUUGACCUUGGCUCACCAAAGACUGGAGAUGAAACCACUCCUCAAGGAGACAGUGCAGAUGAGAAGAGCAAGAAGGGUUGGGGAGAAGAUGAACCAGAUGAAGAGUCUCACACACCUCUUCCUCCUCCUAUGAAGAUUUUUGACAAUGAUCCAACCCAAGAUGAUAUGACCCUUGAAGGAGGAUCUUACCGAGGAGGCUUAAAAGAUGCCACUGGCUGCUUAAAUGAAGGAAUGACACCUUCAACUCCCCCACGAAACCUUGAAGAGGAACAAAAAGCCAAAGCAAUGAGAGGCAGGAUGUUUGUCUUAAAUGAGCUGGUGCAGACUGAAAAAGACUACGUCAAAGACUUGGGAAUUGUUGUGGAGGGCUUCAUGAAGAGGAUGGAAGAAAAAGGAGUUUCUGAAGAUAUGAAAGGGAAAGACAAGAUUGUAUUUGGCAAUAUUCACCAGAUCUAUGACUGGCACAAAGACUUUUUCCUGGCUGAACUGGAAAAAUGUCUUCAAGAACCUGAGCGUUUAGCACAGCUUUUUAUUAAGCAUGAGCGGCGAUUGCACAUGUAUGUGGUGUAUUGCCAAAACAAGCCCCGGUCUGAGUAUAUAGUAGCUGAGUAUGAAACGUACUUUGAGGAGGUUCAGCAGGAAAUAAGCCAACGGCUGACCAUCAGUGACUUUUUGAUUAAACCCAUUCAAAGAAUAACUAAAUACCAGCUUCUUCUCAAGGACUUCCUGAGGUACAGUGAAAAAGCUGGUCUGGAGUGCUCCGAGAUAGAGAAAGCAGUUGAAUUAAUGUGCCUUGUACCAAAACGUUGCAAUGACAUGAUGAACCUGGGUCGCCUCCAAGGCUUUGAGGGCAAACUGACAGCUCAAGGCAAGCUGCUGCAGCAGGACACCUUCUACGUGACGGAGCAGGAUUCCGGGGUUCAGUCUCGGCCCAAGGAGCGCAGGGUGUUUCUCUUUGAGCAAAUAGUUAUCUUCAGUGAACUCCUUAGAAAAGGAUCUCUAACCCCAGGCUACAUGUUCAAGAAGAGCAUAAAGAUGAACUACCUUAUCAUUGAAGAAAAUGUGGACAAUGAUCCCUGCAAGUUUGCUCUAAUGAGCCGGGAAACAUCAGAGAGAGUCAUUUUGCAGGCAGCUAAUCCAGAAAUUCAACAAGCGUGGGUACAGGACAUCAACCAGGUCCUGGACACACAACGCGAUUUCCUAAAUGCACUGCAGUCGCCCAUCGAGUACCAACGCAAGGAGAACAGCUCGGCAGUGCUGCGGCCCCAGGCCGGCAGGGUCCCUCAGCCCAACACCAGGCCCCAUUCUUCUAUUCCAGUAGGGUCUGAGAAGCCUUUGAAGGCUACAAGCCGUAACCCAUCUCUCCCACCCCUGAAGAUAUCUACCUCCAAUGGCAGCACAGGGUAUGAGCACUCACAGCCUGGAGACAAGUAUGAACAAAGCAAGACUGAUUUGGGAGGGUGCAAUGGGACCUCUUCCAUGGUGGUGAUUAAAGAUUACUAUGCACUGAAGGAGGAUGAAAUCUGUGUGAAUCAAGGAGAGGUGGUUCAGAUCCUUGCUAUCAACCAGCAGAACAUGUUCCUGGUGUACCAGCCUGCGAACGACCACUCUCCAGCUGCUGAAGGAUGGAUCCCUGGCAGUAUCUUGGCUCCCCUCCCUAAAUCCACUACAGAUAAUAGCGAUGGAAGCAUCAAGAAGUCAUGUUCAUGGCAUACCCUGCGCAUGAGAAAGCGGGCGGAAAAGGAGAGCAGUGGCAAAAAUGAAGCCAAUGGGCCACGUAAAUCCAAGGAUAUUCUGGGGAACAAAGUCUCUGUUAAAAUAAUCAACCCCAAUUUCAUCCAAGAAGUGGCUCCAGAGUUUCUUGUGCCAUUAGUGGACAUCACCUGCCUGCUUGGGGACACAGUGAUGCUGCAGUGCAAAGUCUGUGGGCGACCCAAACCAACAAUAACCUGGAAAGGACCAGACCAAAACAUCCUUGACAAUGACAACAGCACAGCCACUUACACAGUGUCAUCCUGUGACUCAGGAGAGCUCACCUUGAAGAUCUGCAACCUGAUGCCUCAGGACAGCGGCAUCUACACCUGUGUGGCAACCAAUGAACACGGAACCGCAUCAACCUCUGCAACUGUCAAAGUCCAAGGUGUGCCAGCUGCCCCAAACCGCCCCAUUGCUCAGGAGAGAAGCUGCACCUCUGUGAUCCUGCGCUGGCUACCCCCAACCAGUACAGGCAAUUGCACCAUUUCAGGCUACACUGUGGAGUACAGAGAAGAAGGCUCACAGGUCUGGCAGCAGUCAGUAGCCUCAACUUUGGACACAUACCUUGUCAUUGAGGACCUGUCCCCAGGCUGCCAGUACCAGUUCCGAGUGAGUGCCAGCAACCCCUGGGGGAUCAGCUUGCCCAGCGACCCGUCCGAGUUCGUGAGGCUCCCGGAGUACGACUCUGCUGCCGAUGGUGCCACUAUUUCAUGGAAGGAAAACUUUGACCUUGCCUAUGCAGAGCUGCAUGAGAUUGGGAGGGGUCGAUUCUCCAUAGUAAAGAAAUGUGUCCACAAAGCCACCCGGAAAGAUGUUGCUGUAAAAUUCAUUAGUAAAAAAAUGAAAAAGAAAGAGCAGGCAGCACAUGAAGCAGCUUUGUUACAACACUUACAGCAUCCUCAGUACAUCACAAUCCACGAUACCUACGAGUCUCCUACUUCUUACAUCUUAGUUUUGGAACUGAUGGAUGAUGGUCGUCUCUUAGAUUAUCUGAUGAACCACGAUGAACUUAUGGAGGAAAAGGUGGCGUUCUAUAUAAGAGACACAAUGGAAGCCUUGCAGUACCUCCACAACUGCAGAGUGGCUCACUUGGACAUAAAGCCAGAAAAUCUGCUCAUUGAUUUGAGAAUCCCAGUGCCUCGUGUCAAGAUCAUUGAUCUGGAAGAUGCAGUCCAGAUCACAGGUCAUUACCAUGUCCACCACCUCCUUGGAAACCCAGAGUUCGCAGCCCCUGAAGUUAUCCAAGGCCUUCCUGUCUCCCUGAGCACGGAUAUCUGGAGCAUUGGGGUCCUCACCUAUGUCAUGUUAAGUGGCGUCUCUCCGUUCCUGGAUGAAAGCAAAGAGGAGACUUGUAUCAAUGUGUGUAGAGUGGAUUUCAGCUUCCCACACGAGUACUUCUCUGACGUGAGCCACGCCGCCAGGGAUUUCAUCAACGUUAUCCUCCAGGAAGACUUCAGGAGAAGGCCGACAGCAGCCACUUGUUUACAGCAUCCGUGGCUGCAGCCGCACAAUGGCAGCUAUUCCAAGAUCCCCCUGGAUACCUCCCGCUUGGCGUCCUUCAUCGAGCGCCGCAGGCACCAGUACGACGUGCACCCGGUCCCCAGCGUCAAGAGCUUCCUGUUGAGCAGGAUGAACCCGGGCACGUAGUGCCUCCAUCCACUGCUGGUCCUGAGCCGUGUGCCGGGAGCGCCGCCAGGAGCACGCGGAUCCUCUGUACAUGUCCCAUGUUCGACGUUUGCAUUUCACCAACUGCAGGGUGGGAAUCACUGCAGACGUGGCAACAGGACCGAGGCAAAGGGGGUGACAGCACUGGGGACACGCUCCCUCUCUCGGGGCACGUGGUACUCUACAUCCACCGUCAAAAAAGGACUGCAGGAAGCAAACACCAACUGGGAAUGAGAGCCAAAAUUGCAGUUGCCUUAAUCUUUGUGAGGCAGCCUUAUAAGAAAUCCUCUUGAUCUUGCUGAACUGAAUUCAAAAUGUACAAAAGACUAGAAGUAGGAUAGUGGGGGGGAGUGAGACCAGGCUGACCUUUGCAGAACUGGACUGGUCAGUUUUUGCUGAAAUCAUUGCAAGCCUGCUCCAGCUUAUCAGUCAGAUUUCUCAUGCCCCAUAUGCCCAGGUCUGCCAUGAUUUCAGUGGGGACUUUGCCUGCAUAGGACAUGCAAGACCAGGCUCCAGUCACUGCUGGAUCAGCUCCCAUGGUGGCGUGGCUUAGGUACACUGGUGUUGCGUGGUAGUGCUCAGACCAAAAUCCUCCAUUAAGCCCCUUCUUGGGCUUUCUGCUGUGUUAAGUCAACGUGCAGCAUCUUUCAGAGCUAAGAUUAAGGCAAUGAAUUCAUUGGAGCAUACAGCUGGUUCUGAUUAAGCACAAUGGGACUAUGGUGGGUUUUUUAAAAGCAUUUUAUACACAUUGUACAGAAAUCUUUUGCAAAACCUGUGCAUUGAGAAAAGGCAGAGUCCAAUUUUUGCAGUAUCUGUAAACUAGAUGAUGAUGGUGAUGAAGACAAUUUUUUCUAUCACAGGUUUUCAGUAUACAUAUAUUGUAUCAUAGAUAUAAAUAUAUAUAAAUAUAAAGGAUCCUGUUCCAUUUCUAGCUUCAGAAUUGCUUGGCCCAAAGUCCAUCUAAGCCUUUCAGAGUGCAGUAGGAGUGGUGAGUUCAUUCUUGUGCUUACAGCUUGAAAAUCGUUUUCAGUGUUUAAAGCAUGUCAUUUGUUUCAUUUCCAAACUUGUAAAUAUCUCUCAGCCACCAUUAGCACCUCAUAACCAAAGCAUUCAUGAGGAUAGUUUUAUGUCCAAAGCCUAAUUUGUAAUAAAAAAAUAAUAUUCACAAUUAAAUAAUUUCUCUCUUCCAAGCCAAGUUGCAACAUCAUCAUAUUGAUGUUACAGUGACAGAGCCAGCCUUAAGUAUAACCAACAUAGGGAGUCUGCAGUGACAAAUCAGCAGUUUGUAGGUUGGCCAAAUCUUCCUUUCCAGAAAUGGGACUGGAAGGGGAAACCAUCUGGGGCUUCCCCAUCCUAUUGCCACACCACAAAACUCUACAGCCUUGUGGGGUUACAGUCAAAGAGAUUUUUUUCCCCUGGCAUGUGGGGACUUUGUCUCGGUGCUGAGUACCAUUUGUGUGUCUGUAAUGGGAAAUGGAAAUUGUUACCAAAGGUUUUCCUAAGGAAAAGGGCUUCAUCUGACCAUGCGUGCUCAUACAGACUUUCUUGUAAGGGAGAGAGUCAAAUCUCAUUUACCAUCUGAGUAAUUGCACUGUGAGCCUGCAGGAGCAAACACUGUCUCUGCCAGUGGGUGGUGGAGAUACCCUGCAAGUACUGUUAAAUUCUCAGGGCUCUGAUAGCCCUUUUUUGAUCCACCUCCAAGCUCCCCUUCACAGCAGGGAGGAGACCUGGCCCUCCUCUUUGUGCUUGCUCUAUCACUACACCAGAGUGGUCAGUAUUUUGUUAGUGGAGAAAAGGCACAGCAAAAACCUUCAGCGCUCGACACUGAGUGUGUGCAACAAAGAACAGCCCUUGAGAUGGGGAAGCCACAGGCAGAAGGGUGAGCUCAGGUGCCUCAGCAGAGUCAGAAGCAGUGAGAGAUCUAAUACAGGGAGGGAGUGUGGAAAGGUUUGAAAGAGACAAGUGUUCACAGAAGGUUAAGCUUUUUGAAAAUCAUCUAGAACCUAUCUCAGUUCCUCUCUAGAGCAGCAGCUGAUUUUCUAAGCAAUCCAGCAGCACCUCUUAGAUAAAGACCAGACACUCAUCCUGAGCAACAGUGCAAAGUAUGCAAUUUCUUAGCAACUGAAUGCAGACAGCAGUUAAGGGGACUCUCUAAUUACCACCAGCCUCAGGUACUUUUUCACUACAGGCCUGUCUGUAAUUCUUCCUAUUUGUCAAAGCUGGCUCUUUGUGCUGUGAUUGUGCUGCCCUUAAAAAAAUGUUUUUGGAAGUGUGGUCUGUAAAACCGACAGCUUUUAUUAGGCUCAUGGGUACAUUUUAAGCCACAGGCUUUCUGCUUGGCAUUAAUACAAACAAAUUCUCAUGUAUCACAUGAAAUUUGGAGUUAUUAGCAUUUUGUUUUCCUACAUCCUGCAUUCAUAUGUCAAACUACAACAGCAGACAUUUUGAAUGCACAGGAGGAAAAAGCUGGACUGUUUAAGGUAAUAUUUAAGCCUCUCAUUCCUAUAAAAUAACAGAAAAAAAAAAAAAAACCCAAAAGGCUGAAAGAGAGAUGAUAUAUGAUUAGGUAUUGGUGCUCAGAUUCAAAAAAGUCUCCUUGUUGAGAGAGCUGGAGGUGCUGAACUCUGAAGAUGUUGAAUGUUCCGGGGUGACUUUCUUUUGUGGUUUUGCUUUUUCCAUAUUCAUGUUAAAACACCUCUUCCUGGACACCAUUGGUCUUACAGCUCAUUCAGGAAUACUUGAACCAGUUAAAAGUUCCAUAAAACAUUUGUGAUUACCAACCGUUCUAGCUUUUGCCAAAUUUACAUGCAAUAUUGUCAUAUGAUAAAUGCACAGGAAGUAUCCUGACUUUGCUCUUUCAAAGUCUUUUUCAGCCAACGUGUGGUGCCUCUGCAGACACAACAGGUCCUUUAACUCUGUUGCAAACUAUAACUCCAUUUUAAAGAGAUUACAGAAGCUGAGUAAGUAGGCCUGGAGUGCACCCGCUGGGUGAGAAACACCACAGCCAACCCCCUGUGUGGUAUUCUCCAGUGACAGGAUUUUUUUUGUGCAUAGAAUAUUGUCUGUAACAAACACAGUUUCUCAGUGAAGCUUCCCAGAGAAUAUCUGACCCCAAAGGGAAGAUUUCCACCUGGAGCUGUGUACCACUCAGGGUGUUCCCAAGAUAGCUUGAAAGUGUCGUGGUAGCUGCACCCUUUAGCUUCUCCAGCAGCUUCCAACCAUCCAGGGUGACCAACAGGAAUACUGACGACAAUGCACCACAAGCUCUGAAGUUGCAAUGUGCACACAGCCACUGCCGUCAGACAAUUCCACAGUGCUCUUACCAUGCUCUGACAUCAAAGUGUGGCUCACAGUGUCCCCAGGUGCUGGGUGACAGGAGGGCAGCAGCAAAAGUGCUGGUGACACAGAGCCCAGAGGACGCGGUGACAUGGCGGGGGGGGUCCUUAUUUAAGAUGGCUUCAUUUAAUGAAUGUGCAAUGAGAAAUUAACUCACCUCUCUCUGCUCCACUUGGAGCAGCCAGGCCAGGGCAGGAGUUCUGCUGACCGGUGUAAACUGUCAGCCCCCAUCAGGUGUUGCUGCCCUGGGGGAGGCCCCACCUACCACCGGGCUGCCAAGCCCCCUGUGCAUGGUGCUAUUGGGGUGACACACAGCCAGUCCAGGGUGGUAGACUUCAGUAUUUUAAAGCAAUCCAGGCUUUAAAAUUUAUACUAUGUCUCUCUCUUCUCAGUGAUAUCAAGUUUCAUUUAGUCUUACUGCCCUUUCUUUUUAAAAAACUAUGGAUUGGGUUUUUUCAGUAACAUGUAUCCUUUUGCUUCUAAGUUAAUGCUGAGACAAAGUCCCUGCCCUCAACCGACCCUGAGGCUGUGGCUUCAGUGGAGUUCAUUAGCAUUUCUGACAAUGCUAUUAGGCCUGUGCUACAAAUACUGUGCACAAAGGCUGAAUGCAGAGCCACACAUUAUAACCUGACUAUAUAUAACCCCAUUUUAACGCCCUUGCAAUGAGGGGACUGUGUCAAGUAACCUAGGAUAAUAUAAAUUUCAGAGACAGAUGUAAAGGCUUCUCUGUGCACAUAAAAGUCUAGUAGAAAAUUUACAUGCACAGGGGCUCACCACCUUUUUUUUGUUCUUAUUUCUUUCACAGCAGAGGUGAAUUCUCUAACACAUGGCUUGGGUUUAUUUUCGAGCUCAUUCACUCAUGUCCCAUCAGAAAAUGGUGCUUUCCCAAGGAAACAAAAUCAAAUUCCAUUUUAUUAGGCUGACUGCACACUGCCAUCAAGUGAUGUACUCUCGUUCUGGGAUCUGUAUAGUGCUGAGUGUUUCCAUAACGUCAGGAUGCUGAAUGUUUGCUGUAACUGUAGUCUUUAUUAUGGAGCUAGUGAAAAACCAACAUCCUCUCUACUCAAGCCAUAUUUCACCUUCAUGUCCAACUUCUGAUGCUGGUGCUUUUACUUCUCUUUCUACCAAACUGUUCAACACUGCUCUGACACUGAGGUUUGCUGAUAACUUUUGGAAAGCAAAUGCAAUAGCAAGUGCA